GUGCAUAUAAGCUUGACAACGGUGAAGCAAGUGAGAGGAUGUAUAUAUAUGUAGGUGUAUUACACAUGUGUGUGUAUUGUGUGAGUUCAGACCAGCGGAAGGAGUGAAGUGUAGGUGGUGAUUGUGUUACGUGCGUCCACAUAUAUACGGAAGUAAUAGGGGUCACUCACAGAACAAGUGAUAACGCAAGGGAAUGUAUAGAGGCCGUGCUGCACACGCAUUGUUUUGUUGCAGAAGGGCGAUAUUGCACUUCUCAAAGAGAAACACGUGCACAAACUGUACAUAUACUGUUGCGCAGUUAUGAGUGGAGAUAACGGGCAAAUAUCGUCAAGUGCAGUUUGUGGGACCCAGACGUUCCAAUUCCAAUUAGCUUGAACGGCCAUUUCAGGUAAUCUUCGCUGACAUGAAGAACCAUGGCUAGACGGAGGAAGCUUUCCGCCAUAGUGAUCGGGGCACUCGUGGCACUCCUGCAACUGGUGUGCAUCACAAGCGCAUACGCAGUGUCUCCUACUCGUUGCUUGUUUUCAAAACGUCUCAACAGCACGGCCGAAAAUGAAUUACAAGGUAUGACUUUGGAAAACUGUGUUGUGAAUGGCGAAGACAAGAGCAAUACAUCGUCCUGCACACUACCACACAACAGUUCUAUUGCGUCGAUCCGGCAUUUGUGUCUCUGUGGCAGGAAUAGGAACCUGAAAAAUUCUCAUUUUGAUUGUGAUGUCCGUACAUGCUGUAAGACUAAAGAAGAUUGGAUAUGUCUUAAUGGUGGCACACUGGAUAUUUGUGAAGAUUAUUACUUCGAAUGUAAAUGUGAUAUCCCCUUUUAUGGAAAGCGGUGCGAGUUGGUUGAUGUGAAUCGAGAAUGUGUAUCAGAUACGUCAGGUGAUGAACUGUUAGGAUGCGAUAACGCUGGGGAGUCGACGAACUCAUGUUUGCAUAUAGUAAACCAGAAUCGUUUCCUCUGUGAAUCACCGGUGGACUCACAAUCAGAGGUGAGCAGACUCCAACUGCCUCAAUGUCACGAAAUUCCUGAGGGAGGUAUGGAAACGGAAAUCACUGUUGUAAGUUCCGUAACGCAGACACCCGACGAAGGUCCGGUAACAAGAGGAAAUUGGUCAGACUGGUCGCCGUGGUCAGGCUGCUCUAUGGCGGACGAUGCAGUGUCAACGGGACCCUGUUUGUGUCGUAAAAGGGAAUGUCGGGACGAGAUGUGUCAGGGAGCAGGAGUAGAGGUGUCUAACUGUACAGAGCAUGGACAUUGGACGGACUGGACACCAUGGUCAGCGUGUUCAGCCACCCGUGGAAGAAUGGGCGAACGGACCAGAUAUAGAUUCUGCAGUAACCCUGCUCCCAAAUAUGGUGGCAGGCCAUGUGAUGGCAGGUCAGAGAGUACGGACAUUCAGAUGGAGAGUUGCGCCCAUGACUGUCCAGUGUCCGGAUCAGAGCUACAGAUGACAGAAUUCUCCUCGUGGGCCAAUAUGACAUUUGAGGAGGGUGUUCCGGGCUGGCUGAGGGUGCGGACUAAGCUAGUAUGCAAGGCCCCAGGGGGCGAACUGGAGGGCCUAGAGGAGGAAGAGGUGGCUCGGGCCUGUUAUCUACUCAAGGUCUCAGUGGAACACUGUCACACAGAGGGAUGUGUUCCCCUUAAGGGUCUUCGCAAACUCAUAGAAAACAAUUCGGCAUCGGACAUGUACAGACCUGAAAUUGAAAGGCCUUUUGUGAAACCAGACAACUGAUAAAUGUGUCACCGGAAAUGAUGUGUUGUCACACCGAAACAUUGGAUGUGCUUGAUAUGGAUAAUGAAAUCUAGCCAACAGACACCGGGAAUUAAGUGAUGGUUCCCAACCUAGUCUGCAUUCUUAAACCUACAGUUUUUACCCAAUUUAUAUAUUGGCUUGCGCAAAAAACGCUGAGAAACAAGUUUCCGGAACAAAAGUCAAAUGAUUUGGUUUGGUGGUCACAUGGUUCAACGGGGGGAUGCGUAUCUUUAUUACCACCGGCUCGUGAGAAAGGCAGCCGAAAACAUGCACAAGUGUAUUGCUUUGACAGCUCUCGGAUUAACUAUGUUUAACGGAAGGCAUGCACAUGCUUAGCAUGUGAGGUACGUAUCUUAAAGCCAAUCGAAUCCGGAGAGAACACGACAGUAUUGAGGACUAGUUACACAUACAGUAUAGCACAUAGUGGUGGGAGUGCACCAAUUCAUCAACGCACUAUUCUGUGAAAAUUUGAUAAUGUGUUUAAACUUGAACAUGACUGGAUCUGAAACAACUGAUGCUGUUGUGUCGUCGGAAUAUUCUUUAAAUCUGAGACGUUUUGUUCUGAACAAAUGGCAUGCUCACCAAAAAGGGCAAAGUUUCAUGUUACCAGAAGUUUACGUUGUUUGCUAUGGACAAGAAGGUAUGUAGGAUGUGUUAUAAUUAGAUUCUUGUCAAUGUUCAGUACCAUGAAUAUAUUUCUGCUAUAAUAUACAUUGAAAUGAAGUUGUUAAUUAAAAGAAUGGCUGCCACAUCAUCAACAUGAUAAGACUUAUUCAAAUGGCAAUGCUUUUUUAUCAGAAAUACAAAAAUGUUUUGUAUUUAUACAUGUGGCAGAUUUGAAUCGUAUAGUAUAGGAUUGCGGUCGCCUCCUAGCUCCGAGCUAGAGGGAAUUUCCCUUUAGCUCAGUGGUAGAGCGUCCAACUUGGAACCUAGGGAUUGUGGGUUUGAUUCCCGGUGGAAGCACACUAUUCUCUUUCCCGUAACAUACAUUUAUAUUUAUACAUUAUGUACAGUGAUUUUAAGUAUAACGUAUUACGUCAGCAAGUGUCAUGUGAUUUCAUCGAGGUACAUAUGAUGUCAUCAAGUGAUAUAUGACGUCACACAUGUCUUUAAGUAAUUUGUUAUCUGUGUAUAAAU
This is a messenger RNA of Mizuhopecten yessoensis (Yesso scallop), 2891 nucleotides long. RefSeq names its product properdin-like. NCBI's taxonomy places the organism in Eukaryota, Metazoa, Mollusca, Bivalvia, Pectinida, Pectinidae. Bases 414 to 1733 code for a protein of 439 amino acids. The transcript is spliced from 12 exons. The record is from RefSeq and is a predicted model, not a curated record.